Molecule: messenger RNA, 354 nt
Organism: Ostertagia ostertagi
Lineage: Eukaryota; Metazoa; Nematoda; Chromadorea; Rhabditida; Trichostrongylidae
Source: the annotation of a GenBank genome assembly
AUGGCGUCAACAACAACGAAUCCGUCAACAUUACUGCCUCUUGAAUUGGUGGAUAAGUGUAUCGGAUCACGGAUCUGGGUUAUCAUGAAAGGAGAAAAGGAGAUUGUUGGAACAUUGAUGGGAUUCGACGACUACGUCAAUAUGGUACUGGAGGAUGUGGUCGAGUACGAACAAACACCGGACGGUAAACGAGUGACAAAAUUGGACACAAUUUGUGAAGCGGAAUCACAUAACGAUGCUUGUGCCUGGUUGUUGAGGACCGGAAGUCUGAAACCGCUGGCAAGCAUUUCAUUUUUGUUUACUAUCUGGAUGUCGUGGCGAAUCGUUUACCUCUUGUUGUAUGUACCACCCUAA